CCAUGCCACUAGAAGCGAAGGCUUUGCUCCUGCCGCGUUGACAGCGUCAGGUCAGUGCGGGAGCGAACGAGGCAAGCGGGAGCCUCUCGCGGCGCGUCGGGGCAGGGGAGAGUGCCCGCCCGCCUCAGGAGCGGCUGCCACUCGCUGCAAGUCUAGAAGGCGAACUCGGGGGACUCGGUCCGUGGAGGCUUUACAAUGGUUGAUACCGAAAUGCCGUUUUGGCCCAUGAACUUUGGUAUUAGCCCAGUUGAUCUUUCUACAAUGGAUGAACACUCCCAUGAAUUUGACAUAAAGCCCUUCAGCACCGUUGAUUUUUCCAGCCUUUCUUCUCCACAUUAUGAGGACCUUCCUCUUGCAAGAACUGACCAGAUAGCCCUUGACUAUAAAUAUGAUGUGAAAUUUCAAAGUUGUCAAAAUGCAAUUAAAGUGGAGCCUCCGUCUCCACCAUAUUUCUCAGAAAAACUUCAGAUGUAUAGUAAACCUCAUGAAGAAGCCUCUUGUUCUCUCAUGGCUAUUGAAUGCAGGGUGUGUGGGGACAAAGCUUCUGGGUUUCAUUAUGGAGUGCAUGCAUGUGAAGGUUGCAAGGGUUUCUUUCGCAGAACAAUCCGUUUAAAAUUAAUCUAUGAUCGAUGUGAUCUCAACUGCCGCAUUCAUAAAAAAAGUAGAAAUAAAUGUCAAUAUUGCCGAUUCCAAAAGUGCCUUGCAGUUGGAAUGUCUCAUAAUGCUAUUAGGUUUGGGCGAAUGCCACAAGCUGAGAAGGAGAAACUCUUGGCAGAGAUUUCAAGUGACAUUGACCAGUUGAAUCCUGAGUCUGCUGAUCUGCGAGCCCUGGCCAAGCUGCUCUAUGAUUCCUACAUAAAGUCUUUCCCUCUGACCAAAGCCAAGGCGAGGGCAAUCUUGACAGGAAAGACAACAGACCAAUCACCAUUUGUCAUUUAUGACAUGCAUUCCUUAAUGAUGGGAGAAGACCAGAUCAAGUGUAAACAUUUGACCCCCAUGCAAGAGCAAAAUAAAGAAGUGGCCAUACGUAUCUUCCAGCGCUGCCAGUUUCGCUCGGUGGAAGCUGUUCAGGAAAUCACUGAAUUUGCCAAAAACAUUCCAGGUUUUGUGAGUUUAGACCUCAAUGACCAAGUAACUCUCCUGAAAUAUGGAGUGCAUGAGAUCAUCUAUACACUCCUAGCCUCCAUGAUGAAUAAAGAUGGUGUUCUCAUAUCCAAUGGACAAGGAUUCAUGACUCGGGAGUUCCUAAAGAGUCUGCGGAAACCUUUCUGUGACUUUAUGGAGCCAAAAUUUGAGUUUGCUGUCAAAUUCAAUGCACUGGAAUUAGAUGACAGUGACUUGGCAAUAUUUAUAGCUGUCAUUAUUCUCAGUGGAGAUCGCCCUGGGUUACUUAACGUGAAACCUAUUGAAGAUAUUCAAGAUAGUUUGCUGCAAUCACUAGAACUCCAGUUAAAGCUGAAUCACCCAGAAUCAUCACAGCUGUUUGCAAAAUUGUUGCAGAAAAUGACAGACCUCAGACAGAUUGUAACAGAACAUGUGCAGCUGUUGCAAAUUAUAAAGAAGACGGAGACAGAUAUGAGCCUUCAUCCACUCCUACAAGAAAUUUACAAGGAUUUGUAUUAAGGGUCAUCAGAAUACUAAUUCAUUUACAUAAGUACGUUCAUCAAAUUGCACUAUUUCUUUAAGAGGGAAAAUAUUACAUACCUAAGAAAUUACUGUGAAAAAAAACCAUUUAAAAAGAGACAGAGCUUUACUAUUAUAGAUCUAUUUUAUGCAUAUUGUUUAUAAAAAUACAUUUACAAUUUCCUUUUAAUAUUAAAAUGUCUUUAUCAUCAAAAUGUUGACUGUAUUUACCAGAUUCUUUUUUUCCUGGUUUAUUUAAUAUAAUAGCACUGCUUUUUCAAUGAUUUAAAAAUAACAUUGGAGUAAUAGUAUAGUUCAGCUUCACUGCAAAGAAGAGUAAUUUCCCCCUCAAGGGAAGUUUUAUGGAUCUUGAUGUGGUUAUGAAUCAACAACAAUUAGACAGGUCACUGCAUUAUUCUACAGUGCUCGAAUUUUAUACAUCUAACUUUGAAACAAGUUUUUCAGAAAGGUGCAAAAGGGCCUGAUUUUAAAAAAUAAUAAUUAGCUUGCGGGUAUUUAAAAACAUUCCUGACAUUUAUCUGGGUUUGAAAGAGAUGGUCAGAAGAAUGAUUUUUUUAUGAUUUACAUUUAUUUUAAAUAUAUGUACGUUUCAAGGUGCUCAGGAUAUGUACUGCAAAAUUAGUUUUAUGCUUAGUUUUAUAUUCUUCCAUUUAUAUUGUAUGCUGAUUUCAAAUGUGAGCUGCCUAGCCGCCUUGUUUUCUUCUCUGCUGCCUCUAGUGGUAGUUUGGCACAGGACCAGAAACUCAGAUUUGCCCUGAGAUGUAAAACACUCCCUGUAUGUGGCAGUGAAGGUGGCAGAAGCAGGCUCUUUUGAUCUUGGCAAAGCUGGCAGAGAGAUUCCUCAUGUGAUUGCCCUCAAGCAAGCCAAACGUUGCAAAGCAACAGGGCAGAUUUUAUGGGACUGCUGUUUGGAUUAGUAUUUAUAGGGCAGCAAGUUAGAACAAGAUAGCAUUCAUCAACUUCUGACUGAGAAAGGAAAUUGUUGUCCACUGGAAAUGCUGGACGACUUUGGAAAGCCUACUGGUAUCACUGUUCAGACAGAUCAUGCAUCUGUCCUGCUUUUGGUAUCCUGGGAGUUUGGGAGGCUGAGCCAAAAUGGAAAUGUAGGAAGCAUCUUUAUCCUCUCAUUCCCCUCAAGUAAAUAUGCUGCUAAUGCUGAAGAUUUAGAAUGGUGUAAAUGGCCUGAAAAAUAACACCAAUGCAGGCAAAGUACUGAUCACCAUGAUCUAAAUCAGUGGUUCCCAACGUGGGGCCCAUGCCCCACAAUUUGAUUUUUAAUGGCGGCAAUUUGAACCCUGUUUAAACCAAAUUAAUGGCCUUUUAGGCUUCCUCCACAUGAGUAGAGUUCACUUUUUGACUAAGGUAAGAAUUAUAUGUCACAGGGUGGGCAUCAGGGAACCACUGAUCUAAAUACUAUGGCUCAGGGAAAAUCUCCAUAGUGAGAGUGAAUUAAAUCAGAGGUAGAUAAUGGGUGGUUGUUCAGAUAUUGCUGAAUUAGAGCUCCCAGUCUCCCAAACCCAUCUGGCCAGUGGUGAGAGAUACUAGGAGUGAUAGCUUAGCAACUUCUGAAUGAUGUAAGUUAUCUGUCUUUACUAUAAACUGUGAAUAAAUGAAUAAUCUUAAUCAGGUUUUUGAUCCACUGUGGAUCUUCAAAUCUUCUCUCAAAAAUUAUCUAAGGAGAAUAGAUGGAAACAACAAGGAAGCAUCAUUGCAGGUCAUGGUGAGUUAGCCUGUCAGCAGCCAUGCUUCUAAAGUGAGUUGAAUUUGCUAGUCUCUGCCUUGAACACAAUUGUGGUUGUCUCCAGUAGGAGAUAGCUCUCCAUUGGCUGCUCCUAGAAUGGUACUGCUAGGGAUCAAACGUCUUAUACAUUUAAACCUCUGGUUUGCUUCCAACACAAUGAACAAAACCAUACUAGGAGAUAUGAACAAGUGUACACAUACCUAUUGAAUCAAACCAAUAGGACUGCAUAGCUAAAGCAACUCAAAUGUGAACUGUAUUUAUUAUCAAAACUGAAAAGGAUUCAUAAAUUAAUUCAUUACAUCCGGAUUCCCCGUGGUUUGUACAAAGCUUGAACAUAAAGUGUGCUCUUAAAACUUGCAACUUUGUGACAUGUUGCUAGAAAGGCUAAUGCUGAUUCCAUUCCGAUGAAUUGGUUUGGCAGGAGAUUUAUUCUAUGUGGAAAUGUGUGUUCAAUACUUGGCAAAUAAUAGCAAAUAACUAGGAUUCAAGAAUAUCUGCAAAGCAGAUUUGAUCUCAUUGAUUUCCAGCUGUUUCUCACUUCUGAUUUCUAUGAAUAAUUUACAUGUGGGAAACACAAUGUGUAAGAAUUUAAUGAGAGAUUAUAGAUCAAGUCAGGAUAGCAAUCCAACGUGCCUUAAAUAAAAUGCCAUUUUUAAUUUCCUUACUAAAAAUAAGGAAAUAUGCCUAUUUCAGAUUUUGAUUUCAACUGGUGCUAUAGUUUGAGAAAAAAAUGAAAAUAUAAAGGGAUAAAUAAAAAUUAUAUUAUAGUUUAGAUAUCAUACUACAUUUUUUCAUAAUAAAAUUGUUUUUAACUUUUAUGCCAAAAUGAUAUUCAAAAACUUAGGCAUUUAUCUGUUUAAAGUGGCAAGCUGAAUUAUGAAUGAGGUACAAGUAUAACAUUUUUAGCAUUUAUCAGGGUUUGAAAUAAGAAAAAAGGUUUUCACCAUGAGCUCUGUACUUAAUUAGACCAUUCACCCACUUCAGGGAAAAACCCUUUUUCAAAAGUCCUAGUAUUUUCUCAUGUGAAUUAUAAUCAUAAUUUUGGUUUGAGUUUAAAUAUAUUCUGCUUCUAUGGGAUUUUAUUUAUUAAAAAAAGCUUGCUCAUGUCAAUUUAUGUAGGCUGUGUUAUUUUCAGAACCUCGAGGGCUUUGGUGAAAAUAUUCCAAAUCAUAAAUCACUGACUGUUUUUUAAAAACAUGACUGUAACCUAAAACAUUUGUUCACUUGAAAUUAACAUAUGUGUUCUUUUUU
Messenger RNA from Thamnophis elegans (Western terrestrial garter snake), 4636 nucleotides. It is a transcript of the gene PPARG, whose product is annotated as peroxisome proliferator activated receptor gamma. Gene Ontology annotation, molecular function: zinc ion binding; RNA polymerase II cis-regulatory region sequence-specific DNA binding; nuclear receptor activity. Gene Ontology annotation, cellular component: nucleus. The transcript is spliced from 7 exons. Lineage: Eukaryota; Metazoa; Chordata; Lepidosauria; Squamata; Natricidae. Bases 196 to 1623 code for a protein of 475 amino acids. Gene Ontology annotation, biological process: negative regulation of transcription by RNA polymerase II; regulation of lipid metabolic process; negative regulation of inflammatory response. The record is from RefSeq and is a predicted model, not a curated record.